GUGUAUUCGACGGAUGACGCUCUCGUGGGAGUUGUUGGUCUCCUGCCUCCCGUCUCCUCCUACGAUACACGCUGCUGGUAACAAAGGAGACAACAGCGUCGGGAUGGUGUGUGUGUGUGUUCGCGUGUGUGUGUGUGUCAGAGAAUCGAGAAGAACCGGAGCCCUCGCCUCUUUCUCUCUGCGGGACGAGUUACGUUCAAAGUAACGUUGCAUUAACGUCGCUGCUUUCGUUUUUUUAAUUUUUUUUUCUUCGUUUUUUAUCUUUUUAUCUUUUCGCCAAAGCCAAGCAUGUUGGACUGACAACACCAGAGCCGAAUAACCGACGUGGAAGUACCGGACAUGCCCGAACAACAUUGGUGACGAUGCCACGCUCACAGUGACCUCUGCCCCUGAAAGCCUGACCCCCCCCUGGGAGUCAAAACGCAUCGUAAGAAGAAGCCUGCGGCCGCCAUGUCUGUCCAGGAGACGCCGCGGGCGUCCACGUCUCCGGGCCCCCUCAAACCGGAGAUCCCUCAAAAACCGUCCCCGAGAACCGUCCCCUCUCCCCCGGGGGGAGACGGCGGGAAGGUGAAGAUGAUCGUGAAGAAGUUCAGCAAAACGGACCUGAGAGAAGCACCGGGGCAGCGGCCCGCCGCCAAUGGCGCGGCGGAGGCGUCGCAGAUAAAGCGCUCCGGGAGGCCGCCCACGGUAAAGCCCAAGCCGAGGCUGCCGCUCGGGGGGGCGACGGCGCCCCCGCUGCCCGCGAAGAGGAGGCGGACCGGACAGAGGCAGGCGAAGGAGGAGGGGGGAGACGAGGGUGACGGCAACCAGGUGGAAGGAGGUCGUUCAGCGCCUGACGGAAAAGAAGUGGAGGUGCGGCUAGUCGGAGGCGGCGAGGCGGAGGCGGAGCACACUCACACUCCCCUCAGUCCGUGCUGCGACCCGGGCUGCAGCUGCGUGUGCCACCUCCAGCAGCCUGGGAUGAUACUGAUAUGGGUGCCCGUGGACACGAAUGGUGGCGAGGAGGAGCAGGAGGAGGAGGAGGAGGAGGAGGAGGAGCAGGAGGAGCAGGAGGAGGAGGAGGAGGAGGAGGGAGGAGACGAGGGUGAGCCCUGUGCGAUAGAGAUCAGUGUGGAGGACGAGGAGCUCUCAAAGGAGGACGGCGAGGUAACGGCGGGGGGCGGCGAGGACAGCAAGCCGGAGUACGAGCUGGUCGACCAGCGGGAAGAGUGGAAACAAAAAAAGGAAAAGUUCCACCAGGCCUUGGACGUUGUGAUCGGCGACGGCGCCAGGCGGCUCUCGGACCCGGGCCCCCGCGCCAUCCUCGCCGCUCUCAACGCCGGCCGCUCUCAGUCCCCCCCUGUUCCGCCGAAGCGGAACCGGUCGGCCCAAGUCCACCGCCGGCCCACGCAGAACAACGAGGAGAAAUUCAACCAGGACAACAUCUACGAGGCCACGCUGCCGGCAGCCUACCCCGCUGCCAGCAAGACCGCCACGGCGGGCAAGGAGCAGGAUGUUCCACUCAUCAGGCCGUGCCAGUCGGGGGCGGAAGUCGCCCCGAGCGCGGGCGACGUGCCGCCCGCCGUCCCGCCGAGGAUGCCCAUCAUGCACACGACUCCCAUGGUGGCCAUGAUGCCCGUGCACCGGGGCGUCCUGCUGCCCCAGCCCACGCCGGAGGAGCGGCGCAACCUGCGGCCCUUGUCCUCCAGCAGCAGCUCGACCAGCGGGCCGGGCCCCCAGACGACCCCCCCGCCUUUGCUGCCCAAGACGGAUCCCGGGAGGCUCAGCAGUGUCUCCAUGCAGGCGCUCACGCGGAUCAAAGAGGGAGAAGCGAAUGAAGGGGAUAAGACGGAUGGAGGCGUAGAACCGCGUCCAGUCAGGAGCGGCUCCCUCAGGAAGAUGACUUCGUUCAGCUGGGAGUCCCGGCUGCAGGACGAACCUCUGUACCAGACGUACCGCGCAUCCGUCAUCACCAAGGAGAUCCGACGCCAGACGGUGUGCCGCAACGUCAGCAAAACCAGCGUGGACUACGCCAUGGACAGGGCGCCGCGUCGCUCCGGGGCAGAGAACGCCGCCUCCGCCGCCGCCGGCGGGUCACCGAAGGGCGUCGCCACCGCCGCGCCGAGCCAGUGCACCCUGUGGCAGGACCAACCGCAGGUGCUGGAGUCGGGGGUUCUGGAGAAGCUCACUCCUGAGCAGUGCAAGUACCAGGAGAGUAUGUUUGAGGUUUUGACAUCCGAGGCCUCUUACCUUCGAUCCCUGCGGGUCCUGAUCGAGCACUUCAUGAACAGCCGGGAGCUGGAGGAGACGAUGAUCAUCAGAGACAGGAAAACGCUGUUCUCCAACAUCCUGAGGAUCCGAGAGGUCAGCGAGAGGUUCUUGAAGGACCUGGAUCAACACAUAUCCCAGGAAGUGGUCUUCCAGGACAUCUGCGACAUCAUCCACUACCACGCCCAGCACAACUUCCCGGCCUACAUCGAUUACGUCCGCAACCAGAUCUACCAGGAUAAGACCUACUCCUCGCUCUUGAAGAACAACCCAUCCUUCGCCACGGUCAUCGCCCGUCUCCAGGAGUCGCCUCAGUGCCAGCGGCUUCCCUUCAUGUCCUUCCUCCUGCUGCCCUUCCAGCGCAUAACCCGCAUCAAAAUGCUCCUGGAGAACAUCCUGAGGAGAACCAAGGAGAAGACGGCUGAGGAGGAGACGGCCUCGAAGGCUUUGACUUCGGUGUCGAAGAUCAUCGACGAGUGCAACACGCAGGUGGGGAAGAUGAGACAGAUGGAGGAGCUGUACCAUGUCUCUCAAACACUGGAGUUUGACAAGCUGAAGGCCGUCCCGCUCAUCUCCCAGACGCGAUACCUGGAGAAGAAAGGGGAGCUGCAGGAAAUGUCCAAAGGAGGAACCAUCUUCAACAUGAGGCCAAAGUUCAACCCCGUCUACCUCUUCCUCUUCAAUGACCUGCUCAUCAUCGCUGCUAAGAAAGGCACGGAGCGUUUUGUGGUGCUGGACUACGCCCACCGCUCUCUGGUGCAGGUGCUUUCGGCGGUUGAAAGCGGGGUCGCCGCCGUCGGCUCCCUAGAGCACUGCUUCAACCUCACCCUGCUGGAGAACCACCAGGGACGCAUGAUGGAGAGGCUGCUCAGAGCUCCCUCCCAGUCCGACAUGCACAGAUGGAUGGCGGCUUUCCCGAACCCGACCAACCCAGACCAACAUGAAGAAGAAGUGAUUUAUGAGGACUGGGAUUGUCCUCAGGUGCAGUGCGUGGAGCAGUACGUCGCCCAGCAGGCGGACGAGCUCGCCCUGGAGCCCACUGACAUCGUCAACGUCACCCGCAAAACCGAGGGCUGUUACGAAGGCAUUCGCCUGUCAGACGGUCAGAAGGGCUGGUUCCCAGCAGCCAACGUCAUGGAGAUCACCAACGAGCACGUGAGGCGGCGAAACCUCCGGGAGCGCUACCGGGUCAUGCAGGCGGCGAGCGUGGUCGCCAGCAACAAGGCCAACACCUCGCAUUAGGACCAGAGGAUGUUUAAAUUCUUUUAUUAUUUUUUUUAAAUAGACAAAGUCUGGAUACAAACGCUUCCAAAAAAAAAAAGAAAGAUGAUCUUUGAAGUUGAAGCAACAUCACAGCAUCACCUUGUUUAUGCUGCUGGGGGACAUGCAUGUGGGCAUUUGCCUGCAUGCAUCCACACGAUAAGAGGUCUUACAGCUGAAGGAGCUACGAAACUUUUGAUCCGGAACAAGCAAUUCCAAGAAUGAUAGGCAUCUCAAACACACAAACAUCAGAUCGGCCACAGCAGAAAAGGGUUGGGUGUCCCAAAUGCCUCUUGUAACAUGAUCGUCAAAGCCAGAAUACAGGACGAACUCGUUUAGAAUCAAAGAAAUGAAUUGUGACUCAAGGGAUUUUUAACCAAUUAGGACGUGCCCUCAAAACACAGAGCACACAACGGACAGGAGCUUUGACAAUGCGAGUCCACGAGCCACUAUGGAUGAAUACUGUAGCGCCCCCUGCAGCCUGUUGUCGAUAAAGACUGGAUGUUAUUUGUGGAUCAUGUACAAUAUGUUGUAAAUAGUGAGUGAAGGGGGACUAUCUCCUUUAAAAACACUAGUAGUGAUUUUAUUAAAAAUAUGUUUUAGAUAAAGGCUCAAUGUUUGAUUUGAAUUUUAUUGAACACUGAUACA
Messenger RNA from Pungitius pungitius (ninespine stickleback), 4155 nucleotides. It is a transcript of the gene arhgef15b, whose product is annotated as Rho guanine nucleotide exchange factor 15b. The record is from RefSeq and is a predicted model, not a curated record. The coding region runs from base 451 to 3489 and encodes 1012 amino acids. Gene Ontology annotation, biological process: activation of GTPase activity. Gene Ontology annotation, molecular function: protein binding; guanyl-nucleotide exchange factor activity. The transcript is spliced from 16 exons. NCBI's taxonomy places the organism in Eukaryota, Metazoa, Chordata, Actinopteri, Perciformes, Gasterosteidae.